Messenger RNA from Symbiodinium necroappetens, 501 nucleotides. Lineage: Eukaryota; Dinophyceae; Suessiales; Symbiodiniaceae. The record is from the annotation of a GenBank genome assembly.
AUGGGCAACCAGCAAGCGCGCUUGGUGCGAUGUGAGGAGCUCCCGGUCCAGAGUGAAGCGAAGACGGAUCUGGACAAGGACCAAGACUUCAAGCUACCCUCGCACGCUGAGGUGCAUGCCAACGCGAAGCCAAUGUUCUCAUCAAAGUGGGAGCGCGCUGUGGCUUAUCAUCAUGGUCUUUAUGUGCCUGAGAAAUAUGCCGCGACCAAGACGGCCGAAGACAUCCGUGUGGCUGUCGCCGACUACUCGGACAAGGUGCACAAGGAUUCCCCCAAGGAUGCGUGCAAGUACCUGCAGAUUGAGGAAUUUCGCUGCUUGAACGUCCAUCAGUUUGAAAGCCAGCCGGAGGUGGCAGCAAAGAAGUGCAUGAAGUGGUGGGAUGAAGUUCAGAAGUGCCAGUGGGACCAAGCAAAGUUCAAUGCUGGAACGACUUACAUUGAGGGACCACAGAUGCGCCGCCGGCGUGCCUACAUCUUCUACCCGGACUUCAAAUAUGCGUGA